Arachis ipaensis is the source of this 906-nucleotide messenger RNA. Lineage: Eukaryota; Viridiplantae; Streptophyta; Magnoliopsida; Fabales; Fabaceae. The record is from RefSeq and is a predicted model, not a curated record.
CAAAGUUGUAUACUGUGGUGUCUAUAAAUAAUUGAGCUGGUAUAUUUGUUACUUCCAGCGAUGUACAGGCAAUUCGUUUAAUAGUAAUACUAAUGGAUACUUGACCUGUCACUUUAUUUUUCCGGGAUGUCAGCUAGAUAAAAUGGAAGUUUUAUAUAUGUAUAUAUAUUCGUUUCUGGUAAUCAGUUAUCUAUUGUGAUUGUUGACUAUUCUCAUUAUGCAUUUUCCACUUACAAGACCUUGUUGUAUCCAGUCUAAGGAAGAAACCAUUUGAGCCUAUGACUUGAAUAGUUUGGUUAGAGGUUAUCUAUAUACUCGCCAUCUAGCAGGGUGUUGAGAAUAUGGCCAAGCAUCAUCCUGAUUUGAUUAUGUGCCGAAAGCAGCCAGGAAUUGCCAUUGGACGACUUUGUGAGAAAUGCGAUGGCAAGUGUGUGAUUUGCGACUCUUACGUGCGUCCUUGUACACUUGUCCGGGUUUGUGACGAAUGCAACUAUGGCUCAUUUCAGGGCCGCUGCGUCAUAUGUGGAGGGGUGGGAAUAUCUGAUGCUUACUACUGCAAGGAAUGCACACAGCAGGAGAAAGAUAGGGAUGGCUGCCCCAAAAUUGUUAAUUUAGGGAGUGCCAAAACCGAUUUAUUCUAUGAACGCAAGAAGUAUGGUUUUAAGAAAAGAUGAUGAAGGUGUAAGAGUGAGAUAUUUUAAUCUGUCUAAAACUGUUUUGUAUGUACUUCCUGAGAUAUCAUAUUAGAACCGUUGGAGUUGAGACUUUGAGCAUAGAACUAUAUUUUCUUAUGCAAUUGUUGGUGAUGUAAGUGCAUGACUUGUUUACUAAGGAUCAUGCAAUUAAUGGAAUGAUUUGAACAAGUUCAGGUACUGUGCUGUGAAUUGUGUGCAAUUUUGAGGGAAA